Messenger RNA from Brienomyrus brachyistius, 9755 nucleotides. RefSeq names its product neurobeachin-like 2 (gene nbeal2). Gene Ontology annotation, molecular function: protein kinase binding. Gene Ontology annotation, cellular component: cytosol; membrane. Gene Ontology annotation, biological process: intracellular protein localization. Lineage: Eukaryota; Metazoa; Chordata; Actinopteri; Osteoglossiformes; Mormyridae. The record is from RefSeq and is a predicted model, not a curated record.
AACUGCCGGUCGCAGCCUCCGCGGGGACCGACACGACGACGCUGGACUGAACCGGGAGCCGAAUGUUUUAACAGGAUCGCCGGUAGAGGAUGGCUUCCAAAGACCGGCUUUACGAACUGUGGAUGUUGUAUUACACCAAGAAGGAUGUGCGCUACCUGCAGCAGUGGCUGGAAGCCUUCGUGGCUUCCUUCGAGAAGCUCAUUGACAUCCACACGCUGGAGCCUCGACGGCCUGAAGACUCCUGCACGGAUGUGCCCCUCCUGCCCCCGGAUGUGCUAAUCCUGCUCAGCACCCAGCUAUGGCACAGUGCCCUCCACCUGUCGGGGCAGGAACAAAAUAGCAGUGCCCCACACCCACUGCUGCUCAUCAAGUUUUUCAUCAUCAUCUGCAGGAACCUGGAAAAUAUCGACACUAAAAAGACUCCCGGCUUCAUCUUUGAGACCAUAAAGCUUUUAUCAUUUUGUGUGGCCCAGCUGAAGAAGCAGCCCCCGGGGCAGGACUCCCUGCAGACAGUGGCCCAGUAUGGCCUCCUGCUGUGUGAGAGCCUCUUUGAUCCCUAUCAGACCUGGAGACGGCGACUGACGGGAGAGGAGGUGUCGACGCUGGAGAGGAGCAAGUACAAGUUCUCCCCUCUGCCGCUGCCUGAGGAGCUCCCCGCCCUUUUCCAUGAAUGUUUUCAGGACAGCGAGCAGCUCACGGAGACACUGAUGACGAGACUGAUUCACCUCCAGGGUGCCGUCAUCAGCGGCUGCAAGGAGAACGGCCUGGCCACCACCACUCCCCAGGCCGUGGCGGACCUCCUGGCGGUGCUGCGGGCUUGGUGCUGCCGGGCCUCUCCCCAGUCCAGGGACCCACGGCUGGUCCGGCUCACCCUGCGGAGCCUCACCGCCAUGGUGCACCUGCUGCACUCCAGCAGCCCAGCCGAGCGCCAGGUGGAGAUCCGCUCCGUGCUGGACGGCUUCUUCCAGCUCCUCAACUGGAACCGGCUCCCGGGGGCGGAGGAAGUGGAUGGCCGGGGCCUGGAGGACAGUCUGCUAAUUCUGCAGGCCCACAUGCUAAAUACCGUGCCCGAGAUCCUGCAGUGCUCCGAUCGGCCUGCACUACAGGCCAUCUUCCUCAACAACAACUGCUUCGAGCACAUCCUGCGGCUCAUCCAGAACAGCAAGCUCUAUCAGAGCGGCAGGCCCCGGCCGGAGCUGGGGGGUGUGCGUGACCUCGCCACGCUCUUACUCACUGAGACCCAGUUGGACCAGGUCUGGGAGAAAGGCUCUGAUACCAUCACAGUCCACGCCCUGCGAGUCCUGACCGCCAUCAUGAGCAGCUCCACCUCUGCCAAGGAGGUCUUUAAGGAGAGGAUUGGAUACUCACAGCUGUUCGACGUGCUGAAGAGCCAGGGCCAGCCGACCCGGCACCUUCUGGAGGAGCUCAUGAACAUGGCAGUAGAGGGCGACCACGCGCAGGCGGCCUGGCUGGGCAUCGCCAAUGAGCAGCCCCUCCUCCUGCUCCUGCAGUGGCUCCCCGACCUGGAGUCGCGGGACCUGCAGCUGCUGGUGUCUCAGUGGCUGGCGGGAGCCUGCGGCGGAUCGCUGGCGUGCCGCACUGUGGCAGUGGAGGCGGGGCUCUCCGGCACCUUGCUGGAGGUGCUGGCCCAACCAGAGCGGCUGGACCGGCGCUGUGCCGACGCCCUACUGGGGCUGCUGCAGGACCUGGGCUCCCUGUCGCUGCGGCCGCAGGAGCUCAAAGGGCUGCUGAGGCUGCUGCGAUGCGGGCAGGGGCCCCACCCUUACUGCGGCCGUGUCGUGCGCGCCCUGUCCGCCAUGGCGGCACGCGAGGGUGUGGGGGCGCUGCAGUACUUCGACCUCACACCACCCAUGGCGGGCAUCAUGGUGCCCGUCAUCCAGCGCUGGCCGGGCAGCGGCUUUGCCUUCCACGCCUGGCUCUUCCUCAGCUCGGACGGCCCCCUCCCUCAGGGGGCGUUCACGGCCUCGUCGCCGCCUGGCACCCCCACCUCGCCGAGCAGCCCCAUGUAUCCCAGGCUGGGGAAGGGCCUGCGCAGGAAGCAACUGUACAGCUUCUUCACUGCAAGUGGUACUGGGUUCGAGGCUUUCUUCACCACCGAGGGGGAGCUGGUGGUGGCUGUGUGCACCAAGAAGGAGUACAUGGCUGUCAGGAUGAAGGAGCUGCGUCUGAGGGACAGCAGCUGGCACUCUGUGGGUGUGGUUCACAUCCCGGGCCGCCGACCCUUCAGCCAGAACCAAGUCAUGAUCUACGUGGACGGGGUGCAGCAGAAGGCCGUCCAGCUGCGGUUCCCUUCGCUGGGGGAGCCCUUCACCUCCUGCUGCAUUGGCUCGGCGGGCCACCGGACUCCUACGACAGUCACGUCCCCCACGCUGUCCCCCCAGCCACUCACCCCGACGGAGCUGGCCUUCCCCUCGUACCCGACGCCCGGUCUCGUGCGCUCUUUUUCCAUCCCUGCGACCAGCAGCCGCCGAAGUGCUCCCACGUCCCCCAUCACCCCUGAGCCCUCGGACCCCCCUGUGCAGACAUUCCCCGCCGGCCUGCAGGACACCCAGUGGGGCACCCCCACGUCGCUGGACGGCUUCCUGGGGACAGCCUUUGUUUGCCACGAGGCCCUGCAGCCCCCCCAGCUGCUUGUACUGCACAAUGCAGGGCCCAACAGCGUCCCCCUCUUCCGGCCUGAGGGGGAGCUCUCAGACAUUAACGGCAAACUGCUGUUGUACUACACUCCACAAGCCUUUAAGAACCAGAUCUGCUUGGACCUGUCGCCGAACCACCAAUAUGACGGCAGACUGACUGGGCAUAGGGUGGUGAACUGGGACAUCAAGGAUGCGGUGAACUCUGUGGGCGGGAUGGGGACCCUGCUGCCGCUCCUGGAGCAGCUGAGCAUGCCAGAACAGAUGAGGGACGCCGACGCCGAACAGACGUCCGACCUGGUGGGGCCUGAGCUGACGUCAUCGCGGGGUCCCGCCGGCAUACAGCUGCCCCUGACCAAAGCCUCAGAGGGGCGUCUAGAGAAGAACGGCGUGGCUGCCUUCCUGCUGAUGGUGAAGAAGAUGCUGAAGAAGCACGCAGCAAACCAGGAGAGCCUGCUGCAGUGCCAGGGGCCGGCCAUCAUGGGGGCCAUGCUGCAGAAGGUGCCUGGCUCCAUGAUGGACAUGAGCGUACUGCUAGCCUGCCAGGCCCUGCUGCAGCAGGUUUCCGAAGAGGGCAACGUCUCGCUGCUGUCUCAGCUCCACAAGCACCUACUCUUCGACUUCCGCAUUUGGAGUAACGGCCAUUUUGCCGUUCGCCUGGGUCACUUGCAGAACCUGUCGCCUGUGUUAUCUGAGAGCAAGCAGCGCACCCGGCGGAAGUAUGGAGUGCAGUACCUCCUGGACUCCAUCAGAACUCACUACAGCCUGGAGAGAGACAGCAGUCCCCUUUCGGACCAGAUGCAGAUGGUGCAGGCUACCGUCUUCCAGGUGGUGCAGGACCUGCUGAAGUCCCCGCUCCUAGAGGAGAUGUACAGCCUUCUAGCGUUCUCCAUCACCACAGGGGAGGAGUUCCAGGUUGUCCGGGCUCUGAACAUCCUGCUGCACCUCCUGCAGAACAGCCCGUCCCGGGACUCGGUUCUGGCCCUGCUGCUAGACUGGGGCGUGGAGCAGCUCUAUUGCCUGCUCUUCAAGCCCGGCUUCAAGGACGAGGCCCGGGAGACGGUGUUCCAGGUGCUGAGUAGAGUCCUGAAGAGCGAACGCGCCUCCGACCGCAGCAAGCAGCGCGUCAGGCUCAAGGAGUCCGGUUACCUCGGCCUGGUCUGCCUUCUGGAGGAUGUCCCCGUUUCCACAGCAACCAUCCGCUUCCUGUCCGAACAGGUGUUUUCUACAGACUCCCCGAACUUCCGGGACGUGCUUGCUGUUGUCUACCUGUCCCAACGUGCUGAACUCACGGUGCGGCUGGAGGUCUGCCGUAAGCUCUUCCACCUGAUCUACUGCAGCGAGGACCACGUGCGUCAGCUGGCCCGGCAGCCGGGCUGGCAGGACGUGCUCACCAAGCUCUACGUCAUGGAGUCCUACAAACUCCAGCCCCCUGGCCAUUCCGCUUCUGGUGCCGGCUGCCCACUGGACCCCUCACAGGGACUGCUGAAGAGGGAUGACAGCUUGCCGGAAGAGGCACGGCCCGAGGUUUUAUUCUCCUACGGCUCCCGCGAUGAUGACGAUGAGCUGUCCCCCUCAUCACCCAGCGGCCGACACCUCAAGGGCUUCAGCUUCAAGUCGUUUGACUCUGUAGAGCAGAGCAGCCGAUCGUCCUCCCUGUCCAACGUGAUUGACGUCCCCGUGGGCCGGCGUUUUGAGGAGGAGGGGUCCUACCACCCGCUGUCUCCCUUUGGCUCAUCGUCGCUGGACCUGGAGCUGAACGGGACGGCCGGAGGUGCCGGCGGCCAGCGGGCUUGCGGGGGCACACCCGAGACCCCGUCACCUCUGGAGCAGGGCCGCCCCUUCCCAAGCUUCACGGCCCGGAAGAGCUCCAGCAUGUCCAACGUGCUGGACGACACGAGCUACAGCACUGAACCUGCGCAUGGCGACGACAUUUCCAACACGUCCAACCCGCAGCAGGCCCCGGAGGAGGAGCUAUGCAACGUCCUUACCAACAUCGUGUUCUCCGUCAUGUGGAGUGGUGCCGAGGGUGGCGAGGAUGCCGUGUGGCGUGAGCGAGGCCAGGUCUUCUCCGUGCUGACCAAGCUGGGCUCUGCCUGCCAGCUGGUGCGGUCCCCUGAUGAUAUCAAGCACAGCCUGCUGGAGAUGAUGCUGGAUUCCUCCCUGUCAGACCUGAGAGAAUCCCAGGGCGCCCCCCAGCAGCACUGUCCCAGUCUGGUGCGCCUGUUGCGGUUGCUGCAGGACUUCCUGUUUGCUGAGGGCACCAACAACCAGGCCCUGUGGAGCGAGAAGAUUUUCGAGGGCGUGGUGAACCUGCUGGACAGACUGCAGGCGUGGCACAGCACCAGCAGCGCCCCCUACGGGCCAGAGCUGCGGGAGAUGGCCCAGGUUGGCCUCCGCAUCAUCGCGGGCUACAUACAGCAGGACCACGGCCAGGUGUGCGUCAUGGCCUGUGUGAAGCUGCACAGCCUCCUGCAGACGGUGCUGGUCCUGAGCUGGGAUGAGGUGUGCUUCCUGCUCGGACGGCUGGGCCCCCGCCUCUGGCAGGGCCCCCCCCCCCCGAAGGCCUUCCAGCAGCUGGUGCCCAUUGUGCGAACGCUGCUGGACCAGCACGCAGACCCCAGGGUUCUCCACGGCCUUCUGCCCCACCUGCCCCCCACUAACGGCAGCCCCACUGUCGCCCCGGACCUGCAGGCCUACUGCAUGACCCAGGAGUGGGAGGACUUCUACAGGCAGCAUAUUGAGCCCACCAUGAUACAGUAUGAGCUGGAUACUUUUGGCAAGAGCCACGACCUCAUGUCCAACUUCUGGAACUCAUGUUUCGAUGCCCUGAUGAGCACGGCCCAGAAGCCGGAUAAGGAUCGAACCGACUGCAGGACCAAGUUCCAGGAGGUGGUGGUGAAUCCCUACCUGAAGCGUGUGCGGAGCGAGAACAGCCGCUACCACGGGGCAAUGAAGCAGGUCGCCAGCCACCAGGGGCUGGUGUGGCGCCACUGGGUGGUACUUCGGAGGCUGCUGACUAGCGAGAGGGGUGCCUGGGCGCUCAGGGACCCAGCCGAGGUGAAGUGGAAGCUGUCCAGCGCAGAGACGUACUCCAAGAUGCGGCUGAAGCUCGUCCCCAAUUACAAUUUCGAUCCUCACACUGAGGCCAGUGCCCAGCGGGACAACAUGGGUACCGAAAGCCCCCGCAGCCUCACAGAGUCCCUCCCCCUGGCCGUCGCUAAGGAGGCUAAGGUCAGCGAUAUGGAAGAUGACCAGCUCGGUGACGAGGACCUCAACUACCUGGACAACCAUGUGGAGGCUGAGGACGAGAGCCAGAAGGAAAAGCUGAUCCUGUCGGAGGAGUGUGAGCUGAUCACUAUCAUCGCGGUGGUCCCCGGGCGCCUGGAGGUCACCACGCACCACCUCUACUUCUACGACGGCAGCUGCGAGAAGGAGGAGACUGAGGAGGGCAUUGGUUUCGAGUUCAAGCGGCCGCUGACUCACCUGCGGGAGGUUCACCUGCGCCGCUACAACCUGCGGCGCUCCGCCCUGGAGCUGUUCUUCAUCGACCAAGCCCAUUACUUCAUCAACUUCAGGAAGAAGGUCCGUAACAAAGUCUACUCCCGCAUCCUCGGCCUGCGGCCCCCAAACCUCUUCUAUUUUGGCUCACGCUCCCCCCAGGAGCUGCUGAAGGCCUCCGGACUCACACAGAAAUGGGUCUGCAGGGAGAUCUCCAACUUUGAGUACCUCAUGCAGCUGAACACCAUCUCUGGGCGCACCUACAACGACCUCUCGCAGUACCCCGUGUUCCCCUGGGUGCUGUGCGAUUACACCUCUCCCACCCUGGACCUGGAGGAUCCAUCCGUGUUCAGGGACUUGUCCAAACCCAUCGGCGUGGUAAACCUGCGGCACGCCCAGGCCGUCCGGGAGAAGUAUGAGAGCUUCGAAGACCCAUCCGGCACCAUUGAGAAGUUUCACUAUGGCACUCACUACUCCAACGCAGCGGGAGUCAUGCACUACAUGAUUCGCAUGGAGCCCUUCACCAUGCUGCACAUCCAGCUGCAGAGCGGCAGGUUUGACUGUGCUGACAGGCAGUUCCAUUCGGUGGCUGCAACCUGGCAGGCUCGCAUGGAAAGCCCUGCUGAUGUUAAGGAACUCAUCCCGGAGUUCUUCUACUUCCCGGAAUUCCUUCAAAACAUUAAUGGAUUUGACCUGGGAACGCUUCAGAUAUCCCAAGAUUCAGUGUCCAACGUCGUCUUACCCCGGUGGGCGGAAUCUCGGGACGACUUUAUCCGGAAGCACCGGAAAGCCCUGGAAAGUGAGCACGUCUCUGCACAUCUGCACCAGUGGAUCGACCUGAUAUUCGGUUACAAGCAGCGGGGGCCGGACGCUGUGGAAGCCCUCAACGUCUUUUACUACUGCACCUACGAAGGUGCUGUGGACCUGGACGCCAUUCCUAAUGAGACUGAUCGCAAGGCUCACGAGGGCAUCAUCAGCAACUUCGGGCAGACGCCCUGCCAGCUGCUCAAGGAGCCGCACCCCCCCCGCAUGUCCGCAGAAAGCGCCUCCCGACGUCAGUCCCGCAUCGACACCUUGCCUCCCAACCUCUUCGAUCACCUCAGCAAGCUGAAGGCCUUUGUGGAGGUGGUGAGCGACGGCGUGCCACUGGUGCAGGCUGUGGUGCCCCGGAAUCAAACCCGCUACAUCACGCAGGGUACUGAUGUGCUGGUUACAGUCAGUGCCAGUGGACUUCUGGGAACUCACAGCUGGCUGCCGUAUGACAAGACCAUCGCCAACUAUUUCACGUUCACGAAAGACCCCACCAUGUCCAACCCAAAGACACAGCGCAUCCUGGGCGGGCCCUUCUCCCCCGGGGUGGACCUGGGUGCACGGGUUCUGGUGGUGUCCAACGACGGACGGCUGCUCUUCAGUGGGGGACACUGGGACUGCAGCCUGCGGGUGACGGCACUGGCCAAGGGCAAGCUGGUGGGCAGGAUCUGCCGGCACAUUGACGUGGUCACAUGCCUGGCUCUGGACCUCUGUGGCAUCUACCUCAUCUCCGGCUCACGGGACACCACCUGCAUGGUGUGGGAGGUCCAGCAGCAGGGGGGCUUCUCCAGUGGACUUUCCCCACGGCCGGUGCAGGUCCUCUGUGGGCAUGACGAGGAGGUGACCUGCGUGGCCAUCAGCACUGAGCUGGACAUGGCCGUGUCGGGGUCCAAGGACGGCACUUUAAUCAUACACAGCAUUCGCCGGGGCCAGUUCCUGCGCACGCUACGCCCCCCCUGCGAGGGCUGCUUGCCAUCCCGGGUGACGGAGGUGCAGGUGGGCAUGGAGGGUCACAUCGUGGCCCAGACGCUUGUGGCAGGUCGCUCCCCUGGCCAGGAGAAGCACUUCCUGCACGUGUACUCGGUGAACGGGCGGCAACUGGCGUCUGUGCCGCUGGAAGAGCAGGUUACGGCCCUCUGCUUGGUGCCUGACUUCGCCGUCCUGGGCAGUGCCCAGGGGAACCUCUGCAUCAGGGACCUGUACAGCCUGAAGCCGGCAGCCCCCCCACUGGUCCUCAAGCUGCCCAUCCUCAGCGUGUCUGUCACCAAGGAAUCCAGUCACAUCCUUGUGGGCCUGGAAGACGGCAAGCUCAUCGUGGUCGGAGCCGGGCAACCGGGAGAGGUGCGGUCCGGACAGUUCUCCCGCCGGCUCUGGGGCUCCACUCGCAGGAUAUCGCAGGUGUCUUCCGGCGAGACAGAGUACAACCCCAGCGACAACCCCGGCAAGUGAAGCAUGGAGACCCAGUCCUUGGGAGGAGGGGGGCAGGAUUGUCGGAGGAAGGGGGCCAGGCCUGCAGUGGGACUACAGCCAAUCGGACCCAGAAUUCCCCCAGCCGGACUCGGCCUGGAUGUAGUCAUACAUUUGUGGACUCAGUCACCCAGUGCCUUGUGGAGUUAAGCAGCGAGGGCCCUUCUGCACCUCCUGUCCACAGAGACAGCCGGAGAGGCAGGACAGAUGCAAUGGGAGCCUGUUUCAAUGCUGCAGUCAUUCGUUGUUUCUUUUUUAAACAGACUAUUUUACAUGUUGGGUUUUAUAUUGUUUUUAAAACAUUCCAAAGACCGUUUCUGUGAUUUAACACCAAGAACAAUUGAUUAUUAUUAUGACGAUUAUAAUAUAAGUAGGUGGGGGUGUUAGACGGGGGUCUCUUAGAGUUGGGUGGUGUUAGGUUUUGGUUUUGCACACUGUGAGGGAUUGUUAGUGUUUAUGAAGACUCAAGCUCGGUCGAGAAGGGUUUGGGUUCCCACCUCCCCCCGCCUGCCUCAACUCUCAAAGAGACCUGACAGCUUUCAGAGGCUGCCUCCCAGUGGUGGCUUCCUGUACAUGCGGGUGGGACUGACUUCUCCUGGAUGUGGCAUGACGGCAGCAAGAAGCUCGGUGCUGGAUGUGGAGAGUAAACAGCUUUUCAGGGUUGAUGGUCACCAAACCCAGCAAGUCUGCUGUCAAGGUCCUUAGCGGAUACAACACACACACACACACACACACACUCCUUGUUCUGUAUGUUCAACUUUAAUAAGGCUUCUUCCUGUUCCUCACUGGUCACGAACGCUUGCCCACAGCACCUUGCACUAAUUCGCGCAUGUGGCAUAAAUGCACAUUUCCUUUAAAGUGCCUUUUGACGGGAUCUCGGAGGAUGUCACCGGGACGACCGGUUUUACGCUGCCACACACGCAUCCUAAAGGAAAAUAAAAGGUUUUGAAUAAUGGUUUAGGUGGUGAGCUCAGUUUUGGCAAUGUUUUAAUUUGUGUUUCACUGUAGCUGUGAUUUUUGACUUGGCUUUGUGUGUGUGUGUGUGGUUGUGUGUGUGUCUGUGUGUGUGUGUGCAGAAACUAUUAAGGACGUUGAAGCAUAAUUGGGUGUUUUGUCUGGAAAGGGGGUGUGAGAGUUGCCCCCCACUCCAGGCGUCGCUGUGCACAGGCCUCCCCAGGGAUUGAAGACUACAGGGUCCCUGUGAAAGCAACCUGAAACCCCCCCCCCCAUUUCAAGCCAAAACAGUUUUGUCUGAGAUUUGUGUUUGUGCUUUUCUGUUGGGUGUGUCUAUUACAUUUUCCCCAUUAAAGAAAUGCCCUUUUA